Neltuma alba is the source of this 1480-nucleotide messenger RNA. Its product is annotated as flavonol synthase/flavanone 3-hydroxylase-like. The record is from RefSeq and is a predicted model, not a curated record. Lineage: Eukaryota; Viridiplantae; Streptophyta; Magnoliopsida; Fabales; Fabaceae.
UAUAAAUACUCUGUUGUCAUCACUUUUUCUUUCCCACAAUAACCAAACGCUAUUAAUUAUCCCUAGCAUGGAGGUCGAGAGGGUGCAAGCUAUUGCCACCUUAUCCAUGAACACCGGCUCGAUUCCGGCAGAGUUUAUUCGGCCGGAGAAAGAGCAGCCGGCCAUGACCACGUUUCAUGGUCCUGUGCCUGACAUACCCACCAUUGAUCUCAGCCAUCCUGACCAGGACCAUCUGGUGGAGUUGAUCUCUAGGGCAAGCCAGGAGUGGGGUCUGUUCCAGGUGGUGAACCAUGGUAUCCCCAGUGACUUGCUGCAAAAGUUGCGCAGUGUUGGCAGAGACUUCUUUGAACUCCCCCAGCAGGAGAAGGAGAAGUACGCCAAGCCACCUCAAGGCUUCGAAGGCUAUGGAACCAUGCUUCAGAAAGAUGCCCACGGAAAGAAAGCCUGGGUCGAUCAUCUUUUUCACCUUAUAUGGCCUCCCUCCAAAAUCAACUACCAGUUUUGGCCCAAGAACCCUCCAUCUUACAGGGAGGUGAACGAAGAGUAUGCAAAACAUGUGAGAGAAGUGGGAGACAGGCUUUUCAAGUACCUGUCAUUGGGGUUGGGGUUGGAAGAGAAUGCGAUGAAGGAGGGGGUGGGGGGAGAAGAGCUGGAGUACAUGAUGAAGAUAAACUAUUAUCCGCCGUGUCCUCGGCCGGAUCUGGCUUUGGGUGUCACUCCUCACACCGACUUUUCCACGCUCACCAUUCUCGUCCCCAACGAAGUUCCAGGCCUUCAGGUCCUCAAAGAUGAACGUUGGAUCGACGCCAAGUAUAUCCCCGACGCCUUGAUUGUUCACAUUGGCGACCAGAUUCAGAUAGCGAGCAAUGGCAAGUACAGGAGCGUGCUGCACAGAACGAAAGUGGACAAGGACAGAACCAGGAUGUCUUGGCCAGUGUUCUUGGAGCCGCCCGGCGACUUUGUUGUCGGACCUCUGCCCCAGCUCCUCUCUCAUGAUCACCCUCCCAUCUGCAAGCCUCGUUCCUUCAAGGACCAUCGCUUCUCUAAACUCAACAAGAUUCCCCUCCACAAUUAGAUCCUCUUCUUCUUCCUUCCUUCCUUCCUUUUCUUUCCAUUUUCCCACCCUCGCUCUUUUUCAUGCAUGUGUCUGACACAAAAGAAGCAUACUUUCAUGUCAUGUACUGAGCUUAAUCUGCAUAAUUAUAUAUUAUCUCACUUGGAAAAGGCUCUCAGAUGAGACCCAGGAGACAAACUUGACUCAUUUCUUUUCAUAAUUUCUCUCAACUGCUGGUUCUUUUUGGCUUGUCCGCUUGUGUGUUUCUGAGUGUAUGUAUUGUGAUUUGCUAUGUACUUCCAUUUGUUCAUUGGUGAUUAUAAUUUGAUCUGUGUUAUAAACUUGCGCGGAUCAGAUUUUAGUAACUGCAUGUAUGGGUUGUUACCAAGUUUGUGCACUUUCCUCCCUUGUUGGGUUUACUUCCUC